GCGCGGGCGCGGGCGCGGGGGCGCGGGGCGGUGGGGGCAGAAAGGAUGCGGCCAAUUCUCUGCCUAGGGCCUCUUUGGACUCUUACUGGGCACUUCCUGCCUAUCAGGAGACGGGAAAGCGGAGUCCUUGGCAGCAGCCGGCAGCGCACCCCUUCCCGAACCACCUGGACCCUCAAAGACGGAGUGGCCCAAGCCUGGCAGCCCCUAACCAUGGGGGGAGGGGAUUGGGAGCGUUUUCCAUUCCUGGAAACCCACCUGAAGAGGUGCUUCUUAGCAGGGAGGGGGAGGACCAACACGGGGAAAAGGAACAGCAGAAACUCCCCCGCGCUUUGGGAUCUCCUGCCGAGGGGACAAAAUUCCUAUCAAUAGAGUCCGUGAGGACGCAGAGCCCUGGAUUUAGGACUUGCACUUGGCAUCGUGCGGUGCUGCCACCCUGGGCGGGGAGAUGGAAAGGGUGGCCAGAACAUCCAGUCCUGGGCAGAGUGAGGAGGCAAAGCGCUCUCAGGCAUCCCAAGCCCUCUCUCUGCCCCAGCCGCCUUUCUGGACUUUGAAACCGGGGCAGGACCCAGAGGGAGAGAGCAGGGUCCGAAGGCUCACUUAACCCUGGGGAAGAUGCCUGACCUUUGGGUCUUCUCUCACUCAUUUAAAAGGUCUUGUUCUAAUCCCCCUCCACCUUCACUCACUUCUUUUAGGCAAAGAGGAGAAGUUUUCAGCGUCAGCCUCUUUAUCUCUAAGAUGGGGGUGGGGUGACCUUGGACAAGUCAUUUAACUCCCUUGGGGUUCCCAUGGGUCCUCAGUGAAAGCAGGAGGUUGCUCCUCUGAGGUUGCUUCUGGUACUGGAUCUGGGAGGCUCUGAUCCCUCCCUGGUCUACUGUUCAGUGACAUUUUGAAGAAGAAUUUAAUUAAAUUGGCAUGUUUGCUACAACCCGUAAGCCGGCUUUAUUCAGAGAAGGUUGUGGUGCCGAGCUGCUGACUCCCUUCCUUCCUUCUCGAGUCUCCCGCUAUCUCCCUCUUGAAAGGGCCCCUCUAGCCAGCAGAAGCUGCUCUAAGCAGGAGGGCUCCGUGGUCUCCCCUGGACUAGCCCCCUGUGUGGAGCCCGUAGGUGGCCCAUCUGAAAUCCUUGGUGUGGAGCCGUUGGGCCAGGGCGGGCCGGGCCGGCAGGUUCUGGUAAUCCCCUGGACCACCCAUCCCGGUCCCGGAGUCUCCAGAGGAUGGGGGAGCGCUUGGUGCUUGCGCCGGGGCUUGGAAGCUCUUUGUGCCUCCGAAUGGUCAGUGUUCCUGCGGUGAGGGCGCCUGGGGCAGGGCUGCUGCCCGCCGCUCCAGCCACUCUCUACUCCGGGCCUCUGCGGCCUCGUCUCCGAAGGGACGGGCUUGUGCUUGCCCUGCUUGGCCUCGCCUGCUUGGCUUCCGAGGAUCCGGAGCGGAUGGUGCUUUCUGGCUCCGCGCGGUCCGGCCUGCGGGUUCUCCCCUGGGGAGCUCAGAGCACGGGGUAAGGAAGGGCCCGGCGUGAGCGCCCGCAGCCCACCUCACACAUCACUAGCCGGAGGACAGCCCUCCCCAGCCUGCACGGGCCAGCGAGCCACACGCGCGCCCAAGGGCGACGGCCCCCAUCAGCUCCCUUUUCUCCUCCCACAGGUUUUAGAAGAAGUCUUGGACUGUGAAUUGGGGCUUUGGGUGGCGACAACAUGGCCUCGCCGGCAGACAGCUGCAUCCAGUUCACCCGCCACGCCAGCGACGUCCUUCUCAACCUGAAUCGCCUUCGGAGCCGAGAUAUCCUGACCGAUGUGGUCAUCGUGGUGAACCGGGAGCAGUUCCGGGCCCACAAGACCGUCCUCAUGGCCUGCAGCGGCCUCUUCUACAGCAUCUUCACGGACCAGCUGAAGUGCAACCUGAGUGUGAUCAACCUGGACCCCGAGAUCAACCCCGAGGGCUUCUGCAUCCUGCUGGACUUCAUGUACACGUCCCGCCUGAACCUGCGCGAGGGCAACAUCAUGGCGGUGAUGGCCACGGCCAUGUACCUGCAGAUGGAGCACGUGGUGGACACGUGCCGGAAGUUCAUCAAGGCCAGCGAGGCGGAGAUGGUGUCCGCCCUGAAGCCUCCCCGGGACGAGUAUCUGGCCGGCCGGAUGCUGCUGCCCCAGGAGGUCAUGGCCUACCGGAGCCGCGAGGUGGCCGAGAGCGGCGGCCCCCUGCGGAGCGGGCCGCUGUGCGACGGCCGAGCCUUCGGGCCCGGCCUCUACAACGGGCUGAGCGCGGCGCCGGCCUCCUACCCCGUGUACGGCCACCUGCCGGUGAACGGCUUCUUCGACGAGGAGCUGCGGGACGUGCGCGUGCCCAUGGCCGACCUGCCGCGCGCCGCCCCGUACCCCAAGGAGCGCGGGCCCCCCUGCGACGGCCCCCGGCCGCUGGCCGACUACAGCCGCGCCGUCAUGGAGGUGUCGGCCAACAUGUGCCACGGCAGCAUCUACUCCCCGAAGGAGGCCGCCCCGGAGGAGGGGCGCAGCGAGGCGCACUACGGCGGCAGCGAGGCGGGCCCCAAGCCGGCCGCGCCGUCCGCCCGCGGCGCCACCUACUUCGCGGCCUGCGACAAGCCCGGCAAGGAGGAGGAGCGGACGUCGUCCGAGGACGAGAUCAGCCUGCACUUCGAGCCCCCCAGCGCGCCCCUGCACCGCAAGGGCCUGGUGAGCCCGCAGAGCCCCCAGAAGUCCGACUGCCAGCCCAACUCGCCCACCGAGUCGAGCAGCAGCAAGAACGCCUGCAUCCUGCAGGGGGCCGGCUCGCCCCCCGCCAAGAGCCCCGGCAGCGACCCCAAGGCCUGCAACUGGAAGAAGUACAAGUUCAUCGUGCUCAACUCCCUGAACCAGAGCGCCAAGGCCGACGGGCCCGAGCAGGCCGAGCUGGGCCGCCUGUCGCCGCGCGCCUACGUGCCCACGUCCACCUGCCAGCAGCCGCUGGAGCCCGAGAACCUCAACCUCCGCUCGCCCGCCAAGCUGGGCGCCGGCGCCGAGGACGCGGCCAUCUCGCAGGCCAGCCGGCUCAACAACAUCGUCACCAGGUCCCUGACCGGCUCUCCCCGGAGCAGCACUGAGGGCCACUCACCACUGUACCUGCCCUCGUCCAAGUGCCGCUCCUGCGGCUCCCAGUCCCCGCAGCAUUCGGAGAUGUGCCUUCACUCCACAGGCACCGGAUUCCCCGAGGAGAUGGGAGAGACCCAGUCAGAGUACUCGGACUCCAGCUGUGAGAACGGCGCUUUCUUCUGUAACGAGUGUGACUGCCGCUUCUCGGAGGAGGCGUCCCUCAAGCGGCACACCCUGCAGACGCACAGCGACAAGCCUUACAAAUGUGACCGCUGCCAGGCCUCCUUCCGCUACAAGGGCAACCUCGCCAGCCACAAGACCGUCCACACAGGGGAAAAGCCCUAUCGGUGCAACAUUUGUGGCGCCCAGUUCAACCGGCCGGCCAACCUGAAGACGCACACUCGCAUCCACUCUGGAGAGAAGCCGUACAAGUGCGAGACCUGUGGAGCGAGAUUCGUGCAGGUGGCCCACCUGCGCGCCCACGUGCUCAUCCACACGGGCGAGAAGCCCUACCCGUGCGAGAUCUGCGGCACCCGCUUCCGGCACCUGCAGACCCUCAAAAGCCACCUGCGCAUCCACACGGGAGAGAAACCCUACCAUUGUGAGAAGUGUAACCUGCAUUUCCGCCACAAAAGCCAGCUUCGGCUUCACCUGCGGCAGAAACAUGGCGCCAUCACCAACACCAAGGUUCAGUACCGUGUCUCUGCUGGCGACCUGCCCCCGGAACUCCCCAAGGCUUGCUGAGAGCAUCGCAAAGGGGCCCCCUCUCUGGAAGUUAUCCAAAGGAUACUGUAACACUUUACAAAAGUCCAUCCCAUGAUGCAGUGCCUCUUCUCAUCCGUUUGUGCAGAUCAUAAAGGGGGUUGGAGUUGGGGGGGUGGGGGUGGGGGCGGGACUGGGGAAAACCAAGGGGGAAGAAACAUGUAAAUCCUCCCACUCACCCAGUGACAUAACUUAAAAAAAAACCAAGCUCAAUCUCCUAUGUGUUAGGGAAACUCUAUCAGUGAAAAAGGAAAAGAAAGGUCAUUUUACCCAUCAGCCUACGGGGGGAGUGCACAGAAGCUUUGGAAUCUGACUUGACUUGUUCUGAAAAAUGAGGAAUGUAUAUGUUUUGUGGGAACAGAUGUUUCUUUUGUAUGUACACGUGCAUUCUUUUAAAAGAAGAGAAUUCAGUAUGUUAUAACAGAGAGGGCUUUAAUUUUUUUAACCAAAGGUGAAGGAAUGUAUGGCAGAGUUGUAAAUAUAUAUAAAUAUAUAUAAUAAAUAUAUAUAAACCUCAAAAAGAUAUAUUAAGAAUAAAACUGCAUUAAAGGCUCGAUUUUGUAUCUGCGGGCAGACACGGAUCUGAGAAUCUUUAUUGAGAUAGAGCCCUUACAAAAUAUUUUAAGUAUUGCAUCUGUGUAAGUAAGAAGAUAUUUUGUCUAAAACGCCUCAGUGUAUUUGUAUUUUUUUGCAAGUGAAGGUUUACAAUUUACAAAAGUGUGUAUUAAAACAAAACACAAAAAAGCUGCAGAAGGAAAAAAAUGCGUAAUUUUGUUCUAGUUUUGAGUUUGUAUAUAUCCGUACAACGUGUACUCACGGUGCCUUUUUUCCAUGGAAGUUUUCAAUGUAUGGACUAGAUGAGCCCCCUUCCUUUUCGAGGCGCAGGCAGACACGGGGACUUGAAGCUGGCGCUCACUACGCUCGUCGGGAAUGGUCGCCGUCUCCCGCGCUGCCGCACGCUUGCAUUACGGACGUCCUCCGGAGACAGGGUUGGGCUGUGUCUAAACCGCAUCACUGCAUUGUAAAAUAUAGCUGUAUAAACCCAAGAAUAAAACGAUGAAACGUGAA
This is a messenger RNA of Monodelphis domestica (gray short-tailed opossum), 4907 nucleotides long. Lineage: Eukaryota; Metazoa; Chordata; Mammalia; Didelphimorphia; Didelphidae. The record is from RefSeq and is a predicted model, not a curated record.